AGUUGUCAAAAUUCCAUUUAAAUUUUAACGAGUAUAUGCAAAUAUACCAAUAUCUAUUAUAACAAAUCGGAGCAACAGCAAUACAAAUUAUACUUAUUCAAGUUUUUGAAGAUCAAGUCGAAAAAUAUCAUUCAUAUUAUUGUAUUAUUGUAUCUUAAAUAAAAAAAAAUUUAUGAUAUUGCUAUUUACAUUUAUAUUUUCUAUACGCACAAAAAUAAUUUCUUAGCAAAGACGAUAUUUUAUACAUAUGUGACAUAUUUUAAUGCAAUUAUGUAUUCACCAUUAUCGCCACAAACUAGUCUCAGUUCAGAAUUGAGAAAGAUCAUAAAUGAAAGAAAUAUGCUGAGUAUGCGGAGCCGUAUGAAAGUUUUACAUGCCUUGAAUGAAGACAAUGAGAGAUAUGCAGAGGAAAGAGAGAGAACUCUAAGAUCACAAGCCAUUCAAGAGAUAUUAACCACAGAAGUUACCUAUUUACAACAAUUGGAGAUUUUGGCAGAGUUUUUUAUACAACCUAUUCUUGAAAGAAAAUUAUUGAAUCAUCCAUUACUUGUCACUCUAUUGGAGAACAUAAAGACAUUAUAUAAUGUGAGUGGUGAAUUAGUGGCAGGAAUAAAAAAUAAUCCCGACAAUAUCACCGAAGUAUUUCACAAACUGGCACCUUUUUUUAAACUGUAUUCCAUUUAUGCUUAUGAUUAUACACAAGUGCUGAAUCUAUUACAGGCAAGUGAAGAGAGUGAUGCUAUAUUUAAAAAAUUUAUUUGUGAUCAAGAAACAAGACCAGAAGUAAGUAGGAAAUUAUCUUCGUUGUUAAUUACUCCAGUGCAAAGAGUACCAAGAUAUCAAUUACUUGUUAAAGAAGUGUUGCAACAUACUCCUUAUAGACACAGAGAGUAUAGAUCUUUACAAGCAUGUUUAGUUGAAAUUGAAAAAUCUGCAAAACAUAUAAAUGCUUUAAUUGCACAGAAUGAAGAAAUGCAAAAAUUGUUAAAUCUUCAAAAAAGCAUUGUUACUUCGAUUAAUCUCGUUAAGCCUGGUAGAAUAUUAAUCAAACAAGGACCAUUGAUGCGUGUUUCAAGACGAGGCAAUUCUGCUUAUAAGAGAUACUUUGUACUUUUAAAUGACACUUUACUAUAUUGUAAAGGCGAGCCAGGAACUUCAUUAAACGUAUCUUGUGUUCUACCAUUAAACAAGUGCAGUGUAACUUGUGUUCUGAGCAAGAAACUGUUUCGUAUAACGUGCUUACAUGAAACGUUCCUAUUAUAUUCAGAAAAUGGCGAUAGCAACGAGUGGAUGCAAUCUAUUGAAAGUGCUAUCAGAAAAUAUAGUGAAUGUAGACAAACCUUAAGAAAGGAAAGUAGCUCAAGAAAACCACUUAGACAUAAGAAUAUUAAUGAAUUUCCAUCAGAUAAUAUAACAAAAAAGUCCAUUAAAAGGAAAAGAUACAUGAGAGAUGAACAGGUAUCAUUGGAUUCUUCCAAUAUUAUAUACUUUAAAAAGGAUAUAGAAGCGGAUGAUGAUAUUUCACAAGAAAACACUUGUUUAUUCUUUUGCACUAAGAAAUUUAAACGAGAUCAGUUUUCUAAAACUAGUGAUAAUGCUCCUCAAGUAAAAAAUAUAAAAUUACAUAAAAAUAUAAACAAACAAUGUGUACCUACGUAUAAAUAUUUAAGAGAAUCAAACAAUUACAGCAAUAAUGAUUUAGCAGCAAUGAGGAUGCACGAAACGAGUUCAAUUGCGUCGAUCAGUGAAGAAAACGUAUCGUCACCAUUUCGGAUACUCGGCGAAUUUUUUACCUACAUCGGUACAUCUAUAAAAGAUCUUUUUACAUUCAGAAUAGCAAUGGAAGGCCCAUUAGAAAUAAAAAACUCUAGUGCAGACACUGGACAGGAAGAGCCUAUUAAAUCUGAAGCUCCUAUACAAAAUCCUGAUAGUAGCGAGCGAAGCGAUGGUGCUACCUCUCCGCCACCAAAUUGCAGCAUUUGCCUAGGAAAAUUAGUUAACACAUCUUUUACGGACAGUUGCCUGCACCAAUUCUGUUUCAAUUGUUUGCUCGAGUGGUCCAAAAUAAAAACAGAAUGUCCUCUAUGCAAGCAAACAUUCAAGUCGAUUAUACACAGUGUGAGAUCGGAGGAAGAUUAUGCUCAAUAUCAUAUACCUCGCGAAUUAGCAUCUCAAAUUUCUCAACCACAAGUUGCUUUGGAUUUCAACUUUGGCAUCGAUGGCAAUUGGGACGUUGUUCCUCGUCGAUUUGUCUACAGGACGACAAUGACUGGCAAUCGCCGGCACGGUGUGCUAUUAAAUCCAGAACAAGUUACAAGACGCGAACAAUUGCCGAGUAUGGCACCUCAAGUGCCUAGAGAGGAGCGCAGACGUAGGCGCGCUAAUCCUACAGAUUAUCGUCGUACCGUUUAUAGGCAUGGUAUAUGGGCUACUUCAUUACCUGACAUAUUUGGACGUUUCCGCGAAUGUAGUGCCGAGUACUACAGAAGACAACCACAAGAAUUAGAUCGCCUUAUACCAUGGAUAAACAGAGAGUUGCAAGUUUUACUCAAUAACGAACCAGGCAUUAUUGCGUAUGCAUUGAGCAUAAUAAUGAAUGCCUUAACUCGAUUUGAUAUUAGAAGUCCUGAAUUUCGAAAUAUUGUACAACCUUUCCUCGCUGCGCAUACAGAUCAUUUUGCACAUGAAUUAUUGAAUUUUGCCCAAACCAACUUUGAUCUAGUUGGAUACGAUCAAUCUGUUACUUAUUUGCCACGUGGUUUGUCAAAUGAAUAUGCAACCCGUAUUAUAUCACCUAUAUCUAGUAGCACUAGUAGCAGCAGCAGUAUUACUUCUGAUAACUCGGAUGUACGAAUACUCGAUGAAGCGAUUGAUUUAAGAGUAAAUACCGAAAUGCCGACAUUGCCCACAAUACCACAUUCUAUCAGCAUACCAGGACCUAGUACAGUCGGGCCUAGUACAGUAUAUCACAGAGUAGAAACACCUUACAAUGUACCAGAACUCUUAAUCGUUUCGUCGAGUUCCUCUGAAUCAGAUGGCGAAUGCGAAAUAAUUGGCUAUGUGAAACCACGUCAUGAAAGAACACCAGAAAUCAUAGAACUACUUUCUUCUGAUUCUGAGCAUUCUGUUUCUCAUAUAAUAUCUAAUGGAAAUACACAAUCGAAUCCAAACAGAACAUGUCCGGAAAAUUUGUCACUACCAAGCACAUCUCACACUGUAAAAGCAUCAUCUAUAUCAUCUUGUUCGACGAGUAGUGAUUCUAAUUCUGACGAUAAUUCAAAACAAAAUAAACGAAAUCAUGCUAGAAAAUCAGGAAAAAAGACAGUCGUACAAAAGUAUAAAAGAUCAUAUGAGACAGAAAAUCGCAAUAAACGAUGCAAAAAGAGAGUAUUCAGUUCUGAUUCUAGCUCAUCCGAAAGUUCAAAGAAUGUAAUGAAAUGUAAUGAAAAACGAUCGAGAAAGACAACAUAUAGAGUACAGGCUAAAGGUGCAGGGAGAAUAAAGCUUAUUAAAAGAGAGGAAAGUUAUUCGGAUGAAGAUUCAUCUAGUAGUGACAGUAGCAGUGCGGAAACUGAUAGUAAAACGAAAAUCACUAAGUGUCGUAGACAACAUAAAUCGAAAAGGAAUCGUUCUCCCAGUGUCGAUCAUGCAGCGAAAAGUGGAAGAACAACAAGAAACAAGGAGAGAACUUUAAUUCUGGAAAAGUUGAAGUCCAAAAACAAAGAUCAAAAGUGUAAUGAAAGCAGACAAUCCAGAUCUAGAAGUAGCAGUGAAUCUUCUAAUGUUUCUGAACGAGAUAAACGGCCAAGUUAUAGGCACCGAGAAUCACGAAACACAAGCGAGUAUGGAAAUCAAGAAGACAGUGCCUCAAUAAAUAAUAAAGAUAUGCCAAGAAAUGAACAUAAGUCUAAAUCAAAAAAGAAAGCAUAUUACUUUGAAUCUUCCGAUUCAGAAGAUGGUCAUUUAAGGUCCAAUAGUCAGUGUAGUAAUAAUUCUAAUAGAUCUUAUCUACGUUGGAGAAAAUCAAAACAUAAAGAAAAACAUAAAGACAAGGAGCGCCACAAGUCCAGGAUAUUCAAUUUAUCGCAAUCGAAUGCAAGUACAAUCUUAACAAUGUCCAUUUCAUCGAAAAAUGACACGUAUCCGACAAAACAUUCCGAUCGUAAUAAUUCCGAUUAUAAAGAAAAACAUUCGCGCAAAGAAUCGAAACAUAGAAAGCCUGAAAAUGAAAAGAAGUCGAGAUCAAAGAAAAAAAAACGACGUAUCCGAUCUUCUUCCGCUUCUAAUUCAGGAUAAUAUUAUUAUAUGCAUCGCGAUUUAUAUUAAUCAAUAUUAACAUUAUGUAAUAAAAAUUUCGAUUUAAGAUAACAUUUGAGUUUUCAUAGUAAAAAAAAUCUAAUAUGUAAUCUAGUUAAUUUCAUGUGAAUGUAGUUUGUAUCUCAUUUUGUUCAUACACAUUAUACAAUCGUAAAUUAUAAAUUUUUAUUCAAGAGUAUAAAUUAACUUCGCGAUUGUCAUACACAUACUACAUACAUACAUACAUAUAUAUAUAUAUAUAUACAAAUUCGUUAUAUUAAACCACAAGUAAUGUUUUAAAAGGAUAUUUAUAAAUGUUAUCUUUUUCUUAAGAAUUAGCAUUCAUAUUUUGAGAUUUUGUUAUAUUUGCUUGCGGUACAAAAAAUAGUUCCAUUCAUUUUAAAAAAAACCAAGCAACAUUCUAAUCAUGAAGAAAUAUGUACAUACUAAAACACAUUGGAAUUUGGAUAUAAAAUACACAAUCAUGUUAUUAUAAUAUUCAUGCAAACAUUAUUGCCAUAUAAUGUAUUAUGCAAGACAUGUUGAAUUAUCACGUUAUCUUUCAUGGGAAUAUAAUUUUGCAGCACUAUAUAUAUAUAUGUGUAAAAUAUGUGCACACAAUUUAUUCUUUAUAUAUACCAUUAUGUUGACAAUUGAAGAAGCAAUUUGUGCAUAUUUUAUUAUAAUAUUGGAAUAUAUGUAAAAUGAUCCAUAUUGAGUUCCAAAGAUUGUAAAUAUGUGUAUUUCAUAAACCAUUAAUUUAAUUAAAAUUUGCAUGUUAAAAUAUGUAUGAUGGGAAUGUGUAUUUAUGAAUUAUUAAAACUGGAAAUUUACAUGUAUUUCUCUUAUGUACAGUAAUGGCUUUUUCUACAGUAUUGGAAUAAUUUUUAUCUAUUUUUUUCUCUGGAAAUAUAAUUGUUUACAAAUUAUUUUCUAUAAAGACAAUUUCUUUAUAUAAAUAUUGAGAAUAUACAUAUAUAUCUUUCAUAGUUGUAUGAUCAUUGCAUUGUAUGAUGAUAAAAUGUUUCAUCAUUAGAGAUUAGUUUUUAAAAAAUAAAUGUACGAGACAAAAUUUUAAUCUUAAAAAACACAAAUCUUACAUUUUGUAAUAUAUCUAAGAUAUAAUUGAUGAGAAGAUACAAAAUAUGAGAUUGUACAAUAAAAUAAAAAUAUCAAUGUGUAUUGUUUAAAAAUUGUAAAUUCUUAUACGAACUUUUACACAUCAGGAUUGUUUGCAAUAUAUAACCUAGAUAAUAAUUAUAUCAACAUGAAAGAUGAUUACCAAUAUAAACAUUGGUAAAAAUAAGUGUGCGCACAGGAUCGUGAAAAGAAUAUAAAAUAAUAUGUGAAUAAUCAAUAUUUUAUCUAUUAUAACAAUGAUAAUAUUUAUAAUUUUAAAACAAAUCACAAUUGUAAAAAAAA
This is a messenger RNA of Formica exsecta, 5718 nucleotides long. RefSeq names its product E3 ubiquitin-protein ligase Topors-like. The transcript is spliced from 14 exons. Gene Ontology annotation, molecular function: guanyl-nucleotide exchange factor activity; ubiquitin protein ligase activity; metal ion binding. Lineage: Eukaryota; Metazoa; Arthropoda; Insecta; Hymenoptera; Formicidae. The record is from RefSeq and is a predicted model, not a curated record. Bases 271 to 4296 code for a protein of 1341 amino acids. Gene Ontology annotation, biological process: protein polyubiquitination; protein monoubiquitination; intracellular signal transduction.